This is a messenger RNA of Acanthosepion pharaonis, 582 nucleotides long. The record is from the annotation of a GenBank genome assembly. Lineage: Eukaryota; Metazoa; Mollusca; Cephalopoda; Sepiida; Sepiidae.
AUGUCUCUCACUUUUAUAAUCUCUGUUUUCGUCAUUCUUCUUUUUUUUCCCCCUCUUUUGUUUAAUGGCAGCGUUUGGAUUGUUUCUUUUCUUCCUGCUUUCCUGGAAACACGGAAGAAGGAGAAACGAGAAAACAAGCAAGUCAGUUGGAAGUGGCCACCCAACGAAUUUAUACACAUAUAUGUGCUUUUCUCUCUCUCUCUCUCUCUCUCUCUCUCUCUCUCUCUCUCUCUCUCUCUCUCUCACAAACACACUAUAAUUCCUCUUUUCUUUUCUCCCAUUCACAUCUCCCCCAUUCUCUAUGCCUUUAAUUCUUUUUACCUCUUUUUCCUUUCAAAUCUCUAUUAUUCCCUACUCCUUCAAUUGUCUUUCUUUUCCAUCCUGAUGCCAUCAAUUCUUCCCUUUUUUCUCUAUUUCUCUUUUUUUUACUACUUUUUUCUCUUUCACUCCUUACCUUACAUCUUUCUAAUCUCCUCACCUGCCUUUCUCAUCAACAGCACUUUACUCCAAUCCCUCACCUCACCUCCUGUUACCUCCUUUCACUCUUAUCUCUUUUUCCUUUCUUUCAUCCUUUCGUAUUAA